Molecule: messenger RNA, 1355 nt
Organism: Eucalyptus grandis
Lineage: Eukaryota; Viridiplantae; Streptophyta; Magnoliopsida; Myrtales; Myrtaceae
Exons: 8
Coding region: 683-1309 (208 amino acids)
Biological process (GO): glycerophospholipid biosynthetic process
Cellular component (GO): mitochondrion
Source: RefSeq, a predicted model, not a curated record
CUCGAUCUCCCGAAGCGAUUCGCCGCGAACAGGAAAAUGAGGCAUCGGCUUUUCACCAUCGCCUCGCGGAGUCGCGGCAGAAAGCAGCAGUCCCCGCUCGCCUCGCGCUCGUUUUCGCGGCUUCGCUCGCAAUCGGAUCGGCCUUAGUUCGGCAUCGUCUUCGACAUCGACGGCGUGGUCCUCCUCGGUCACACUCCCAUCGGCGGUUCUCCGCGCGCGCUCAGGAGAUUGUACGACGAUUCUGGUAAAGCUUUCGCCAUCGCUUGCUGAUAUACCUGCGAGGCUUAUGUCGUGCUGGUGAUCUUGCCGUUUCGCGUAUGUUCUACGUUGCGAAUGCAUGUCUUUUUUCGCUGAUUGCUACCGAAUUUCCUGAUGAUGUAAGGGCGGGGGAUAUUGAGAUUCGUAUCUGCUAUUUGAUAGCCUGCUAUCACUUACUUUACGUUCUCCAUCUUUUCUGGGAAGCUGAAGAUACCUUUCGUGUUCUUAACAAAUGGAGGUGGCUUUUCUGAAUCCAAAAGAGCCCAGGACUUAGGUCAACUACUAGGAGUCAACAUUCAACCUUUACAGAAAUGUCCUGUCAAUUGAUGAGUACACUAGGUGCUUUGAUUCUAUUGAUCCACUGGAACCGUACAAGACAUGGACAACUAAGCCCGACAUUGACCAGAAUAGCACUUCCAAUGACAUGGUGAAGAGAAAAGUUGCUGUACAAACACAGAGAGUUCAGGCAGCAUUUGUAGUCAGUGAUUCUGUUGAUUGGAGCAGAGAUAUUCAGGUGCUCUGUGACAUAUUGAGAACUGGAGGGCUUCCUGGAAAGGAGACUGGAAAGCAACCGCACCUGUUUUUUGCAAAUGAUGACCUAGAAUACCAGGCUACUUUUCCUGCUGAACGUCUGGGUAUGGGAGCUCUCAGGAUUGCAUUAGAAGCAAUCUAUAACAGAAUACAUCCCAUUCCUCUGGCGUAUACAUCAUACUGGAAGCCAAAUCCAUUUGUCUAUGGAAAUGCUGAGACAAUGUUAAGGAAUCUUAUGCCCUCUUUGUUAAGCAACCUAGAUGUGGAGAAUACUACAAACUCUGGAAUUCGUUGUUUCAAAACCCUAUACAUGAUCGGAGAUAAUCCAAAAACCGACAUUAGAGGUGCACGGCAGGCAGGAGAUCCUUGGUUUUCUAUAUUAACAAGGACUGGGGUAUUCGAGGGAAAAGAUAAUCAUUCAGAACUUCCCGUGGACAUAGUAGGUAUUCGUACUCUUAACAAAAUCCAGACAUUUCUCUAUCUGUCUCUCCCAUCUCUCCUUGCAUGUACGUUGGGGUGAGUUGAUGGUAGGUUCCUAAGUAAGCGAAUCGUGUGCAUUCCAACAU